GUGUGUGUGUGUGUGUGUGUGUGUGUACGGCAGUGCUCCCGCCGCCCGCGUCCUCACCUCCUGCUCUCCGCCUCUGGGUGGAAAGUUUUGCCCUCUCUUCCCAGCCGAUUAGCUUCAGUGAUGAGCCGUGGGCGGCUGCAGAGAAGAAACAGAGGGAACACCAACCUGGAUACGGGAUGCGUUUGACUUAGAUCAGGCUAAUGACGCAACGGGUUUACUCAUCGCAGCCUAAAACGGUGAGGAACAGGACGCUACUUGCAGGGAUUCCCGGGUCUGCUGUGACCGAGAGCUGGCUGAAGCUGACAGAUAUAACGUGACAGCUUCACGGACUUCAGGAAAUUAGCCUCUCUAGAGCGCCAGAUGUGAACUUUCAGCAUGGGACACGUCAGGCUGGCUUUUCUCUUACUCGCUUUCACUGGAAGAGCGGUAAGUUUUCUCCUGGGUUUUGUUUUGUUGUUUGUUUGUUUUGUUUUUGCGUGCGGAUAUAACAAAAAAAAAAAAAAAAAAAAAAAAAAAAGAAAAAAAAAAUCAAAUAGCAAAAAAUUCAUUUUUCAUUCCACUGAUUUUCAGCGCAUGUUGGUGUUUGGAUCUGAAAUUGUUUUCCCCACUGCGCCGACCAAGAAAGUUCUUACCACAUCUGGCCAAGAAUGCAAGUUCCCUUUUCGUCAGGGCGGAUGGCUCCAUCACCGCUGCAUCACCAGCUCCAGCUCCAAACCAUGGUGCUCCCUCACACACAACUUUGACCGGGACAGACAGUGGGGCUUCUGUGCUCAGUCUGUUGGUGCGUCUCGCAGAGAAAUCGAUCCCUGCCGCUGGAGGAAUCCCUGUCAGAACAAAGGCGUCUGCACAGCGAUCCCACAAACGGGAUCUUUUCACUGCUCGUGUCCCGAGAACUUCACCGGGAGACACUGCGAGCAAAAGAAGUGCUAUGAAGCCUCACACCUGCGGCACUACAACAUCGGAGAGUCUUGGGGACGAAUUCACCUCCGUAACGUGGAACGGUGCACAUGUGAGGCGGGGGAAGUCAGCUGUCAAAGCGUCCACUACACAAAGUGUCGCAGAAACCCUUGUAAAAACCAGGGAAUAUGUCGGCUGAUCACGUCCACCGGAAAGGAAGUGUGUUACUGCAGAAAUGGUUACAGUGGACCCGACUGCAGCCUCGUGCCGGAGACGAAAUGCUACAAAAGCAGGGGCACGGGCUACAGAGGCAUUGUGGGCACCGCCGAGUCCGGCGCCCGGUGUCUGCCCUGGAACUCCGACCUGCUCUUCGACGAGCUCCACCUCGGCACGGUGAACGCGUCGGCCCUCAAAGGUCUCGGGGAGCACGCCUUCUGCAGAAACCCAGAUGGGGACGUGAAGCCGUGGUGCUACACAGUAACUGACAGCGCCAUCUCCUGGGAAUACUGCAGCGUCCCCUCCUGCGUGACGCCAGAUUGGCAACAGCUGACAGUUGCUUCUCGACGGAUUAUCCCAUUCAACGCCCUGCCUAACAUCAAAAAGCCCAACUCCUCCAAGCGAGUCGGAAAUCCUGUGUGCGGUGUAAAACACAAAAAGAGGUUAGCGGUUGCCAGGGGUCGGAUAUUCGGAGGAAACGCAGCCCUGCCGGGAACUCACCCGUGGAUGGCAGCCAUUUAUAUCGGCCAGUCUGAUUUCUGCGGCGGCAGUCUGAUCUCCUCCUGCUGGGUCCUCUCUGCUGCUCACUGCUUCUUCAGCAACCCUCUGAAGUCUCAGCUGCGCGUGGUUCUCGGUCAGCACCACUUCAACACCACCGGUCCCAACACUCGGACUUUUGAGGUGGAGGACUACGUCUUCCAUAAACGCUUCUCCAUUUUUAACCCGACGCUACACGACAUCGUUCUAAUCAAGCUGAAAAAGCAGGACGGGCGGUGUGUGAGGAGAACCCCGUUCAUCAGGCCCAUCUGCCUCCCAGAAAAGAGCAUGAAGUUUCCCGCGGGCUACUGCUGCGCGAUCAGCGGCUGGGGACGCAUGCGUGAAAAGGCAAAUGGUUACUCUACUCUGCAGGAGGCAGGAGUCAGGCUGGUUUCUCAUGACGUCUGCAAGCGGCCACAAGUGUACGGGAACCACGUCACCGACGACAUGAUCUGCGCGGGACUCAGUGGAUGCGUGGACGCGUGCCAGGGCGACUCUGGAGGCCCGCUGGCUUGUGCGAAGGGUGAUGUCAGUUUCCUGUACGGGAUCAUCAGCUGGGGCGAGGGCUGCGACCAGCCGGGAAAACCUGGAGUUUACACCAGAGUGGUCAAUUAUCUCGACUGGAUCCAUUCCGUGAUUAAACGGAAAAACGGGAAAACAUGACAGUGCAUCACCUGGACUAUCAGCUCAACAUCUUACUUGUAUGUUUCUAUGCUGUUUUUGGAAGAAAAUAGAAAAUAUAUAUAUAUUUUU
Poecilia latipinna (sailfin molly) is the source of this 2403-nucleotide messenger RNA. RefSeq names its product HGF activator (gene hgfac). NCBI's taxonomy places the organism in Eukaryota, Metazoa, Chordata, Actinopteri, Cyprinodontiformes, Poeciliidae. The transcript is spliced from 13 exons. Gene Ontology annotation, cellular component: extracellular region. The record is from RefSeq and is a predicted model, not a curated record. The coding region runs from base 376 to 2313 and encodes 645 amino acids. Gene Ontology annotation, biological process: blood coagulation; zymogen activation. Gene Ontology annotation, molecular function: calcium ion binding; serine-type endopeptidase activity.